Messenger RNA from Bipolaris sorokiniana ND90Pr, 597 nucleotides. RefSeq lists its product as uncharacterized. The coding region runs from base 1 to 597 and encodes 198 amino acids. NCBI's taxonomy places the organism in Eukaryota, Fungi, Ascomycota, Dothideomycetes, Pleosporales, Pleosporaceae. The record is from RefSeq and is a predicted model, not a curated record. The transcript has 2 exons.
AUGCACCCUGUGAACAGUAAGAUUGCUGCCCUGGAGCAACAGCUCAUUAAGGUCCACGUUAAGAAACAGCGCGUUCGCAUAUUGUGUGACCUGGUCGCAAACUACGACAAGAAGUUUUGCGAAACGAAGGAUGUUUUUGACCGACAAACAGCGAUCAACUACGGGUGCGAGGUACUUGCUUCCAUGUCCAAACACGAUUCUCGUCUACCUGAUUUCUUCACGGCUUUGAUUGCGAUGCAGCACGACGUGAUCUUCAGAAGCUCCACCCCACCGGAAAUGAUUUACAUUCCCAGCACCGCAGCACAUGGGGAGAGAAGCUCAAAGUUGCUGAAGAACUCCAUGAUGCUCGUACAGGCACAGGAUCAGCAGAUGUAUCGUCGAAAAGCACGAAAGGCGUUCCUCUCUGCGGCUGAGGUACCAACUCAACCGCCUCUGGAAAGACUCCAAAGUUUUCGAGCUGUCGCAGAGCUAGCCAUGGAGCGGGAAGAAUGGGAUAACUCAUUAUUGUUGGACAGAAAUUCAACCGUGGGGUUGUACUCUAGGAGCAAAAUUUCUAUCAAGCGCGGCAGCGAUAUUCGAUAUGACACCAGGCUCUGA